AUGAAGAACAUGAAGCAAAAGUGGGCGUCUGUGCGGGAAGCAGAAGGUCGAACUGGCAACGACGGACCCGUGCGGCGCCCAAAUCACUACUCCAUCAUGAAAGACUACUGGGGUGAUGCGACGGGGAUGAACAACCGACCGCAUCUUAGCACGGAGGACCCGGAUACAAUUGCUGCUGCUGGUGACGCUGCGAGAGCCGACCGCACCCAGGGGGAGUGUGUGGAGGCGGGUUUGAGUGCGGUUGCUAAAGGGUUUAGCGAAGGGCUAGAAGCUUUCGGCCAAGGACUUGCUACACAACAGACCGAGCUGUUCCGCGAGCAAAGUGAGCGGGCUCAUGCCCAAACCGAGCAACUCUUGUCGGAAAUUCAAGCUCAGAGCGAGCGACUUCGAGUGCAGAAUGAAGCGAUUCGAGAGCUACUGGAUUUGAUUCGCCGCGACCAUUAA
Molecule: messenger RNA, 444 nt
Organism: Phytophthora sojae
Lineage: Eukaryota; Oomycota; Peronosporomycetes; Peronosporales; Peronosporaceae
Exons: 3
Coding region: 1-444 (147 amino acids)
Source: RefSeq, a predicted model, not a curated record